AUGCCGGAGCCAAUCGCAAUCAUCGGCAGCGGGUGCCGCUUCCCGGGCCAAGCCUCGUCCCCUUCGAAGCUGUGGACUCUUCUUUCUCAACCCCGCGACGUCCUGAGCAAGAUCAACCGCUUCAGCGCCGACGGGUUCUACAACAAAGACGGCCAUCACCAUGGCUCCUCCAACGUCUUACACUCUUACCAGAUUGAUGAAGACACACGCGCCUUCGAUGCCCAGUUCUUCAACAUCCCCGCCUCGGAGGCGGAGAGCAUGGACCCGCAGCAGCGGUUCCUGAUGGAGGUUGUAUACGAAGCCAUCGAAGCUUCCGGACACAAGAUCGAGGACCUGGCGGGGUCGGAGAUGGCCACGGCGGCUUAUGUCGGCGUCAUGUGCAACGAUUACGCACACAUCACCUAUGCAGACCUCGAGUCUGUGCCCAAGUAUGCGGCCACGGGCACGGCCCUGAGUAUUCUGUCCAACAGGCUGAGCUACUUCUUCAACUGGACCGGACCUAGCAUGACGAUCGAUACAGCGUGCAGCUCCAGUCUGGUGGCCCUGCAUCAUGCUGUGCAGACGCUGAGGGAGGGCAACAGCAAAGUUGCCGUUGCCGCGGGGGCGAACUUGAUCUUCACUCCGACAAACUACAUCGCGGAGAGCAAUGUCAACAUGUUAUCACCUACAGGCCGUUCACGCAUGUGGGACGCCGAUGCAGACGGAUAUGCUCGUGGCGAGGGCGUCGCAGCAGUUGUUCUGAAGACAUUAAGCCAAGCUAUCGCAGACGGCGAUCCCAUUGAAUGUGUUAUUCGGGAGACGGGCCUGAAUCAGGAUGGGCGAACAACUGGCAUCACUAUGCCCAGCAACGUGGCCCAGGCGGAGCUCAUUCGCUCGACGUAUAAGCGUGCCGGGCUGGACUUGAACAAACAGGCAGACAGGCCGCAAUUCUUUGAGGCACACGGAACCGGAACCAAAGCUGGCGACCCCCAAGAAGCGGGAGCUAUCUACAGAGCAUAUUUCGGACAGGGCGAGAACACCACCGACGGAGAUGCAGAGACGCUCUACGUCGGCUCAAUAAAAACGAUCAUCGGACACACCGAGGGCACCGCUGGUCUGGCAGGUCUCCUCAAGGUCUCGCUAGCCAUCCAGAACAGAACCUUGCCCCCAAAUAUGCACUUCCAUACAUUGAACCCAGAUAUCGAGCCAUACUACGGCAAACUCCAGAUCCUGACUAGUGCUAAGCCUUGGCCGGCCCUUGCCCCGGGGGUUCCUCGACGCGCGAGUGUAAAUAGUUUUGGAUUCGGCGGUGCGAAUGCACAUGCAAUCGUCGAGAGCUAUGACCCGCCAUCAAAUAGCAGCCUUGAGAUAUGCAAGGAGACUAUGACCGAGACUGCCAUCCCCUAUACAUUCUCAGGAUACUCCGAGAAGGCCUUAAUGGCGCAACUCACCAGCUUUGUCGAAUAUCUUGACACCAACCCGGAAAAGCUAAGAGACGUCGCAUGGACACUCUCUCGGCGGUCAGCUUUCGCAAUCCGAACAACCGUCUCGGGAAACAACGUCGAGACACUAAAAGAAAAGCUCCAGGCCAAGAUUGACGGCAAAAACAAAGAUGGCAAAUCACUGGGUCUCCGAGCCUCGGUCAAGAACCAGAAGAUUCUGGGGGUGUUUACUGGGCAAGGCGCACAGUGGCCAAAGAUGGGCUUGAGGCUGCUGCAGUCUUCAGCUACUGCGAGGCACAUAUUCGACAGUCUAGAAAAGUCAUUGGUUGAACUGCCGGAAGAGGAUCGACCAUCCUGGUCUCUUUCGCAGGAGCUCCAGCGAGAGGCCGAGGACUCGCGCGUCAUGGAAGGCCAGUUCUCACAGGUGCUUUGCACCGCGGUCCAGAUCAUGCUCGUCGACCUCUUGCAUUCCGUUGGCGUCUCAUUUGAUGGCGUGGUCGGUCAUUCAAGUGGUGAGAUUGCAGCCGCCUACGCCGCUGGGUACCUCAGUUCCAACGACGCAAUAAGAGUUGCCUACUACCGUGGCAAAUUUGGCAAGCUUGCCCACGGACGCGAUGGAACCUCUGGAGGAAUGCUGGCAGCUGGAACGGACAUGGCUGACGCCACGGAGCUUUGUGAGCUGGAGGAUUUCGAGGGUCGCCUCCAGGUCGCAGCGAGUAAUUCGUCUUCUAGCGUGACGCUUUCUGGAGAUGCAGAUGCUGUUCACCAGGCACAGUUUAUCCUCGAAGACGAGAAGAAGUUUGCGCGUUUGCUGAAAGUCGAUACGGCGUAUCACUCCUACCACAUGCAGCCGUGCGCUGAGCCUUAUGUUGACGCCAUGAAGAGGGCUGGAGUUCGGGUUCUCAAAGCCCAGUCUAAGAAGAGCUGCCGCUGGUUUUCCUCCGUCUUGGGGGGGCAGGAAGUUGGCGAAGAGGUCUCUGCGACGCUCGCUGAUACCUACUGGCGCGAUAAUCUCCUCCAGCCAGUGCUAUUCUCGCAAGCCCUCGAAGCAGCCGUGACCAACAUCAACGACAUCGGUCUUGUGCUGGAAGUUGGCCCACAUGCCGCGCUCAAGGGCCCUGCAACCCUAACAAUAACCGACAAGCUCGCCCGUGACGUCCCCUACACCGGCCUUCUAUCUCGCAACACAGACGAUGUCGAAGCCUUUUCCGACGCUAUUGGCGCAGUUUGGGCCAGUAUGUCCCAAGACAUAAUCGACUUUGCCCAAGUUGACGCUCUCCUCGCUACCGGUUUAGAAGACAAACCAGGUUUGUGUCCCGGCGUGCCUGGAUACACAUGGGACCAUUCGCGUAAGUACUGGAUGGAGUCUCGAUCUUCCUCAGCCCUACGAUUGCGUCCAGCGGCGCAUCACGAGCUUCUGGGUGUGAGAGUCGAUAGUCUAGACCGCGAGUUUCGAUGGCGCAACUUUAUCAAGCCGUCUCAGCUUUCCUGGACAAAGGGUCACCAAGUCCAAUCGCAGCUAAUCUUUCCGGGUGCUGGAUUCUCUGUCAUGGCGAUUGAGGCCGCAAAAGCACUUGUUCCGGAGAAGGAGAUUGGACUCGUUGAGUUAAGCGAUGUCCAGGUCCUGAGGGCAAUGGCAUUCCAAGAUGAGAAUACUGCUGUGGAGGUUGUUUGUUCUUUGACUAAUGUUGUUGAAGCCGAAGAUCAAAUCACAGCGAACUUUACCUGCGAUAUUUGUCUCUCCAAGGAGUCUGGAUUUACCAUGGCCUCCUGUGCUGCUGUCCGUCUGCAGCUUCAGUCGGAUCAAACUCAGGUUCUUCCUGAACGAACCCCGUGUCCCGUGCGUAUGAACGACGUCAAUAUUGAGCACUUUUACAGCACGCUCUGGAGCCUCGGGUAUAAUUACACGGACAUGUUCCGCUCGAUUACUUCACUGCAGCGUACAACCGACACUGCGUCGGGCGUUAUUCAUACCACUACAGAAGCAGCAGAGCCAGGAUAUACUACGUCGUUGAUUUUGCACCCCGCAACGCUGGACGUUGCGUUUCAGGGUAUUUUCGGCGCAAUGGGUGCCCCUGGAGAUGGCCGCCUUUGGACAGUGCUCGUGCCAACACGCAUCAAACGCAUCACCAUCGACCCAACCCUCUGUUCCAGCGCCUCCUUCUCAUCUGGCUUGAAUGUCUCUCUACCCUUCGACGCCAGCGUAUCCGUUUCUCCGAUUGACGGUGUAGCCGGUGAUGUUGAUAUCUUCAAUCCGUCUGGCAUCAACAAGGCAGUCCAAGUUGAAGGGCUUCAGGUGAGCCCGCUUGCGCCUGUAACGGAGAACGAUGAUAAGGAGGUCUUUUCCGACACCACGUGGGCGUUGCAGGAACCUAAUGCUGCGGCCGCAGGUAAUGUAGGUGAGUGGAAACUAACCGAGCAGGAAUGGGAGCAUGCGCGUUACGUCGAGCGAGCUUGCUUCUUCUACUUGAAGCAGCUGGUUGAUGCAAUUACGCCCGAGGAGAGAGAGAAGUGCGAGUGGCAUCCGAAGAAAAUGCUUGAUUGGGCCACCGAGGUCGUGGGCGUUGUGGCCCGCGGGGAGCAUCCUAUUGUUCCGAAGGAGUGGAUGGAUGAUACGUGGGAGAUGCUGGAGGGACCGCUGGACGAACUCACAGCCAAGUACUCCGACUUUGAAAGCUUGACACACGUCGGAAAGAACCUGAUUCCGUUUGUUCGGGGCGAGUUCUCGCUCCUCGAGCUGGUCAGGAAUGGCGGACUGCUGGAGCAUAUCUAUCGGAAUACGUAUGCCUUUGCGGAGUAUAACGAGUGCCUGGCCGGGCUAGUCAAGCAGCUCUCGCAUCGGUUCCCGCGCAUGGAUAUUUUUGAGAUUGGCGCUGGAACAGGCAGUACAACUGAGGCGGUUCUCCAAAGCAUAGGCGACCACUACUCAUCAUACACGUACACCGAUGUCUCCGCGGGAUUCUUCCUCAAAGCCCAAGAGCAUGCAAUUUUCAAGCAGCAUGCCGCCAAGAUGAUUUACAAGACGUAUGAUGCUGAAAAAGAGCCCUGCGCGCAAGGGCAUACCGAAAGGAGCUACGAUUUAAUCAUUGCUUCCAACGUGCUCCACGCCACACACUCCUUGGAAACGACACUGUCCAAUGCACGAAAGCUCUUGAAGCCCGGUGGUUAUCUGGUAGUUCUAGAAGUCACGGACAUCAACCCGCUUCGCCCGACUUUCUUCUUUGGAUGUCUACCGGGUUGGUGGGUUGGUGAGAAUGACGGCAGACCGCACCAUCCGCUUGUUACUAAGGAACGCUGGGGUCAGUUGUUUGAAGCCACCGGGUUCUCUGGCCUUGACACGGCGACGCCAGAUCACGGUGUCUUUAUGGCUCCGUUCUCGGUAAUGCUUACGCAGGCUGUUGACCGGCAGAUGGGACUGAUCAGGCAGCCUCUCCAAACGCAAAAACAAGAAGAGGAUAUCAAGACCACAAUUACAAUCGACAAUCUUCUGAUUCUUGGUGGAGGCGGAUAUGCCACUUACGACCUGAUUGAGGAUAUUCAGCGCCAGCUUGAGCUCAACGCAGAGAUUAAGCAAGUCACUGUCGUGGAGACCGUUGAAGCAUUGGAGACAUCACACUUUCACCCGCGCCAGAUGCUGCUGAGUCUCGUCGAGCUUGACCGUCCCGUCUUCUCCCCUUUUACUCCAGAGCGGUUCGCAGGUCUGCAGCUGCUGACAGAGAAAUGCCGAAACGUGCUGUGGGUUGUUCAAGGUGCAUCAGGCGAGCAGCCCUAUGCAAACAUGAUGAACGGCGUGGCACGCUGUUUGGUUGGUGAACAACCCGAUAUGCGCUUCCAGUUUCUGGACUUUGAUGUGGCUGAUAAGCCGGACGCCGAGUUUAUUGUCAAGACCCUGCUCAGGCUCCAGAUCUCGGACGCGUGGAAUGGCUUCAGAGAGCCGUACCGGCCUGCCUGGACGCUCGAACGCGAGAUCAGAGUUCGUGGGGGGCAGGUCCAUAUCCCUAGGUAUGCGCCUAGUGCCAGGCGGAACCUGCAGUAUAACUCGUGGAGGAGGACCGUGAGGGAGCCUGUGGACCUGCAUGUCGACACAGAGCGUGUUGUUGUUUUGACCAAUGCAAACGGUCACUUCGAUCUCGAAGAAGAUACGUCGCCCAGCCCGGUCACAGCAGCUGAGAAUGUGAUGACAAUCAACGUCUCGCGAUCAUUUACCAAGGCCGUUGAAAUCGAUGGGGUGGGUCACCUUUAUAUUCUAACGGGAGAGUGCGCACAGUCAAAACAGCGAGUUCUUGCUUUUGCCCGACAGAAUGCCUCCCAAGUCCAGGUUCAAAAGGAUUGGGUCUUCAACGUCGAAUCCAUUCCAGGCUCUGAGGAGGCCGCACUGCUCCAGACCUUAGCCAACGUGUGCUUGGGUACCAUGCUUUUGAGCCGGAUGCCGCAAACUGGGCAACUGCUGGUACAUGAGCCGAGUGUUACCCUCGCUCGGACAUUGAUAGCCCUCACCUCCGGUCGUGUCUCCUUCACUACGGCCAACCGUGCCAAUCUCGAAUCUGGUAUGCCCUUUGUGUUUAUCCACCCAUCCAGUCCCGAAAAUUCCAUUGCUCGUCGCUUGCCAGCAGAUAUUGCGGGCUUCGUGGAUGCGUCCGAGGGCCAGGGUCUCGGAAGAACCAUCGCACGACAACUUGAAUCACAGCCUCAAGUUAGGGUUCUUUCUAUUACUGGCUUCUACAGUACCUCGUCUCGCCAAUGGGGUGCUGCUGAUGGAGCUAAUCUGCAAGCUCUUCUUCGGCGCGCCACAGACUUGUUUACUCAGAUACCCAAGGACGCGGUAGAAGAACUUUCGCUGGAUGAAGUGAUCCAAAGGACUACGGACGGUGAGAUCGAGAUCCUCAACUGGAAGAGUCAGCCCAAAGCCCUGGUGAAGCUAUCACCCGUGCAAGACGAAAUCACCUUCAGAGGUGACCGCACCUACCUCUUGGUAGGUCUGACGGGUGAGCUAGGAAGAUCGCUCUGCCGCUGGAUGGUGCAGCGCGGCGCCCGAUAUGUCGUCCUCACGAGUCGCAAACCAGACGUUGAGGCUGCUUGGCUCGAGCUGAUGCAAUCCUACGGUGCCCGCGUUGAGAUCAUGGCAAUGGACGCAACGAGCCGCAAGUCUACGUACGACGUGGUCCGCAAGAUCAGGCAGACUCUUCCCCCUGUGGCAGGCGUCGGUAACGGCGCAAUGAUUCUGAACGACGGCCUGUUCAACGUCAUCUCGCACGAGGAUUUCAACCAAACACUUCGACCCAAGGUCGACGGUACAACAUAUCUCAAUGAGCUCUUCGACUCUCCGGAUCUGGACUUCUUCAUUGUCUUCUCUUCUCUCGCCUACGUGACAGGCAACUUUGGGCAAACCAGCUAUGCGGCAGCGAACGGUUUCAUGGCCAGUCUGGUUGAGGGACGCAGGAAGCGUGGCUUACCGGGUAGUGUGAUGAAUCUGGCGGGCAUUUUCGGAAUAGGUUACAUCACCCGUACAGAUCGCAGUAUCCUAGAGCGACUGGGCAAGCUGGGCUAUGCCAAUAUCUCGGAGUACGAUUUCCUCCAGUUCUUCGCUGAGGCGGUCCUUGCUGGCAUUCCUGGGUCUGGACGCGACCAUGAAGUCAGUUCCGCACUGCGCCCAAUUGACCCGGACCGAGAGACUAACCCGCCGGCCUGGCUGGAUAUGCCCCGUCUGUCGUACUACCGGCAUACCAAGCACGUCACUGCGGAGGGAGGAGACAGCAAGUCUUUGUCCGUGCGAUCCCAGCUCAAGGAGCAGACCACUAUGGAGGAUGUACAGAAGGUUCUCACCAAUGGCUUGAUAUCGACGUUAUACAAGCAGCUUGGUCUCGACCCUGAGGACGACGCCAUCUCCCCUGACACCAGUCUUGUUGAGCUGGGCAUUGACUCGCUUGUCGCGGUCGAUAUGCGCGUUUGGUUCACCAAGGAGUUGGACCUUGACAUGCCGGUGCUGAAACUGCUUGGCGGCGCCUCAGUAGCAGCCAUGGUCGAGGAUACGAUGGAGCGCAUGUCUCCGGAUUUGAUACCCAAGGUGGCGCGCAAGGACACCGCUACAGCUGACGCUCCAAGUGCCGAUGAGAAAGUUCCGGUCGUGGAAGUUACUGCUGUGCCUCAGGAAGAGGGUGUCUCAGCCGAGGAGACUCAGGAAGACGAGUCCACAUCUAACGGGGAGAGCAGCUCAACGGAGGAGCCUUCGCUAUCGUCCAAAACCACGCCCCCGUCGAGUUCCGUUGCGUCCGAGGACUUUGUCAAAAUUGAGAAGCCUGUCUCGCUCGACGAACCCAAGUACGUGCGAAAGGCCAAGAUGGGAUACGGCUCGCUCCAGUUCUUCUUCCUGGUCAAGCACCUCGAUGACCCGACGGUGCUGAAUAUGCAGUUCCGGCUUCCUCUCCGGGGUUCCAUCAGGCUCCCCGAUCUGAAAUACGCAGUGCAGCUGCUUGGCCAAAGGCACGAGGCCUUGAGAACCGCCUUCUUCGUGGAUGCCGACAACGACGACGAACCCACGCAGGGGGUGCUAGAGACUUCGCCGCUACGCUUGGAGACAAUCCAGGUUGCUGACGCUGAUGAGGCCAAGAAGGUCUGCGAAGAUGUCCAGAACUACGUGUUUGACAUUGAGGCCGGCGAAACGAUCCGCAUUUUGCUGCUCUCGUUCACCCCGACCACGCACUUGCUGGUCCUCGCUUUCCACCAUAUCAGCAUCGACGGCUUCAGCUUCAACGUCUUGCUCGAUGAGCUGAACUCCUUGUACCAGGGUAAAAUGCUGCCGUCAGUUACUACCCAGUUCACAGAUGUCAUGAUCAAACAGCGGAAUGAUCUCCAAGCUGGGUACAAGCGCUCCGAGCUGGCCUAUUGGCGUAACAUCCUAGGCAAGAUCCCAGACCCGAUUCCUCUUUUCCCCGUUGCAAAAGUUAGCUCUCGUUUGCCCAUGACGAAAUACCAUUUCAACGAAGCCCCCAUGGCCUCCAUCGACGCCGCCACCGCCGAACAAAUCCGCAAACAAUGCCGCGCCCUCAAGGCAACACGGUUCCACUUCUUCAUGACCGUCUUGCGCGUCUUUCUCUUUGCGUUCCUGGACACGGACGAGCUCUGCAUUGGUUUUGCAGAUGCCAGUCGUGCGGACCCCAGUGUGGCCCGGACAGUCGGGUACCUGGUCAAUAUGCUAUCUCUCAAGUUCGAGAGGAAGCCCAAUCAAACAUUUGCGCAAAAGGUAGAGGAGGCACGCAAGCAGUCCUACGCUGCUCUUGCCAACUCGACCGUGCCCUUUAACGCCUUGCUCGAGAAACUGGAGGCGCCCCGCUCGGCUGCCUAUACGCCUGUUUUCCAGGUGUUUAUGGACUACCUGCAGCACAAGUUCACGGCGCCGGAGGGACUGGGUGUGGUUGAGGAUGAGGUGUAUGCGCAUCUCACGCAUAACUUCUUCGACCUUGCUGUUGACAUCAAUGAUGUCUCUGCGAGUGAGAUUCUCAUUCGGUUCCGUAUGCAGCAGUAUCUUUAUGACACUGAUAGUGUGGCCCUUCUCCUGAAGAGCUAUGUACAGCUUGUCCAAAUGUGCGCAUAUAUGGAGCCUACUCGCACUAUUGGAGAGCUUGCCCUCUAUGACAAGGAGGAUAUCCAACAUGCUGAGAAGCUUGGACGGGGCCCCGUUGUUACCUCCCAGUGGCCCUCGACUCCUAUUGAACGAAUCCUCGAGGUUGCCACUACCCAACCAGAGGCCCCAGCCCUAGUUGACGGCGAAGGCGCCAAGCUAAGCUACGCGGAGACGGUUGAUCGUUCUCGCUCAAUUGCCGCCACUCUCCUUGAUGCCGGUGUGACCAAGGGUAGUAUUGUGGGCGUAUACCAGGAGCCCACAGCGGACUCUAUCUGCUCGCUCCUGGCGAUCUGGAUGGUCGGCGCCGUGUAUUUGCCCCUUGACCGACGUGUGCCUUGCUCGAGGCUUUCGCGCAUCGUGCAGGAUUGCCAGCCUGCUGCUAUCCUCUGCCACGAGCGGACUUUCUCUGAUGCCCCUGGACUUGAGGCUGGUCAACAGACUUCCAUUCUUACAGUGUCUGCUAGCGGGACAGACAGUGGUAAGAUGCCGCUCCCAUCAAUCGCUGCUGAUGGAAACGAGACUAGCAUCAUUCUUUACACGAGCGGUUCCACCGGUGUGCCCAAGGGUCUUCCCAUCCGGCAUAUCAGUCUCCUCAACCAGGUCGAGGCCAUGACAACCACUUUUAGGGUCGGUUCCGAGAAGGUGCUGCAGCAGAGUGCUCCCAGCUUUGACGUUUCCAUGCAGCAGAUCCUCAUGGCGCUGUGCAAUGGAGGAACGCUCUACGUCGUACCUGGCGAGACACGCCUGGAUCCCCUCGCUAUCACCAAGCUUAUACAGUCGGAACAGAUCACCUGGGCCCAUGCAACCCCUUCUGAGUACGCACAGUGGCUCCGUCACGGAUCAGCCCAUUUGAGUGCCGCCAAGGAAUGGAAGUUCGCUUUUUCAUCCGGAGAAGCCCUCUCCAAUGCGUUGGUCAAAGAGUUUCAGGCGCUCAAUCGCCCGGACAUCAAGCUUGUCAAUGUUUACGGUCCUGCUGAGGCUGGUGUGAUCACCGGAACAGAGAUCAGUACUACCGACGUGCCUGUCGACCCCCGAGCCCCCGUCUCCCUUGGCUCUCCACUAGCGAACAUGGCCGUAUAUGUGGUUGACCGGAACCUGCAACCUGUGCCGGCUGGGAUGAGUGGCGAGAUUGUCAUCGCAGGCGCAGGAAACAUACCGGGCUAUCUCAACCGGCCUGAACUGACGACAAAGCUGUUCGUCAGAGAUGCUAUCACCCCUGCGGGAUACUACCCCGGGCAGCUUCCUACGAUCUACCGGUCUGGAGAUAUUGGUCGGUAUAGUCCCGAUGGUCAGCUCUAUUACGAAGGCCGUAUGGCCGGCGACACGCAGGUCAAGCUCAAUGGCAUUCGGAUCGACCUGAGCGAUGUGGAAGCCGCUAUUCUCGAAACCGCCGCCGGUGCAGUUGUCAACGCUAUUGUCACAGACCGAAGGAAUCCAGACUUCCUGGUUGCGCAUGUCGAACUCAAGGCUGACAUCCCUGAGGCUGAACGGAAGGAAUUCCUGACUCACAUCCAACAGCGUCUCCCUCUACCGAAGUACAUGUGUCCUGCCAUGCUCAUUUCUCUCGACCAUCUGCCUCUCAACUCCCACGGCAAACUAGAUCGUCGAGCGAUUGCGGCGCAACCCCUGCCUACAGUCGACGGGCUUGACCAAGCGAACGGCGAUGACCUCAGCGAGACUGAACUGACUCUGCGAGAACUCUGGGCCGGUUGUCUUCCAGAGGACGUCGUCAAGUCGGCCAGCAUCUCCACUAGCAGCGACUUCUUCCACCUCGGCGGCAACUCCUAUCUUCUCGUGCGCCUGCAACGGCUCAUCCGCGACCGUUUCAACGUAUCGGUUCCUGUCAUGGCGCUCUACGAUGCUAGCACAUUAGCGGCAAUGGCUCUUAAGAUCCGGAGUAGCGAGUCACUGGCGGUCAUCGACUGGGACGCUGAGACCUCGGUGCCCGAAACCCUCGCCGUUGGAGAGCCCUCUACUCACCGAAAGACCACCAACCUCACCGUCGUUCUUACAGGAGCAACCGGCUAUCUCGGUUCUCGCGUCUUGACGUCUCUCAUUGCAAACGAGCAUGUGACCCGCAUCCACUGCGUCGCAGUCCGAGGGCACUCCCCCGACGUUCCUCGCGAAUUAGCACACAACUCCGACAAGAUCACGAUACAUGCCGGGCACCUUGAGGACCCUCUUCUGAGCAUGUCGGAAGGGGAAUUCAGCUCCGUCGCGGCAGAAGCAGACCUUGUGAUCCACAGUGGCGCGAACCGCUCGUUCUGGGACCACUACGACAAACUGCGCGGGCCGAAUGUCCUCUCCACCAAGACCCUCGUUGACCUGGCGCUGCAGAACAAGGCGCCUCUACACUUUAUCUCCAGUGGCGGGGUGCAUCUCCUCAACCCUGGAGCUAGCGACAACUAUGCGUCCGAGUCUGUGGCCUCGUGCCCCCCGCCCACUGACGGCUCCAAUGGCUAUAUCGCGUCGAAGUGGGCGUCAGAAGUCUAUCUCGAAAACGUCGCCCAGCAGACAGGACUGCCCGUACACAUCCACCGACUCACGCCAGCCCCAGAGCCAGAGUCGGAUGCGGAUACAAAUGCAGAUGCACCGGUCCCAAUGGAACUCCUCGAGGAACUCUCUGCUCUCGUCGAGAAGCUACAAGCCCUACCUGCCCCCAGCGGCUGGACAGGGAGCUUUGAUCUGACACCAGCCAACGCACUAGGUGCCGAUAUUGCGUCCGCUGCUGUUGGGCAGGUUUCUGACUCGGAUGCUGCUCGAUUCAUCCACCACCCGGCGCAGGUCAAGAUGACCAUGGACCAUGUGGUCAAGUACAUGGAUAUGCUGCAGCUCCCGUCGGUUGAGGGCUUUGAGCGCUUGCCGCCUUUGCAGUGGGCUGGAAAGGCGAAGAGGGAAGGGUUCAGCUGGCAUUUCUCUAGCACGGAUUUUGUGUCUAUGGGUGGUGUUGGGGUUGAGUUGAGGAGGUAG
Messenger RNA from Aspergillus mulundensis, 12012 nucleotides. RefSeq lists its product as uncharacterized. Gene Ontology annotation, molecular function: phosphopantetheine binding; 3-oxoacyl-[acyl-carrier-protein] synthase activity; fatty acid synthase activity. Bases 1 to 12012 code for a protein of 4003 amino acids. Gene Ontology annotation, biological process: secondary metabolite biosynthetic process; fatty acid biosynthetic process. The record is from RefSeq and is a predicted model, not a curated record. NCBI's taxonomy places the organism in Eukaryota, Fungi, Ascomycota, Eurotiomycetes, Eurotiales, Aspergillaceae. The transcript has 9 exons.